Molecule: messenger RNA, 587 nt
Organism: Prunus persica (peach)
Lineage: Eukaryota; Viridiplantae; Streptophyta; Magnoliopsida; Rosales; Rosaceae
Product: heavy metal-associated isoprenylated plant protein 47
Exons: 2
Coding region: 17-253 (78 amino acids)
Source: RefSeq, a predicted model, not a curated record
UUGUGCAGGGCGCAAUAUGAUGCAAAAAAUUGUCAUUGAGGUGCAGAUGAGAAGCAGAAAACAUCGUGCCAAGGCCAUGAAGAUAGCUGCUGUAGCUGAUGGUGUUAAUUCAGUGGCUUUCAACGAGGAAAAGAAAGAUCAGAUGGUGAUCAUUGGAGAUGGAGUUGAUGCAGCUAGCUUAGCUCUGUGUUUGAGGAAGAAGGUUGGCCAUGCCAACUUAGUGAAGGUGGAAGAAGUAGUGGAAGAUACAUGAGAAAGUGAGAAGGAGAAACCAUGCCAAUCGGAUCUGCAUGGAUACAAACUUACCAUCGAUUCAUCGUGUUCAUGUAUCAUCCUGGUAGUGGUGAUCAUAAUAAGUUUAUGCAUGAUGCAUGCAAAACGGUUUCUGGUUAAUCUGGCGUUGACUUUGUGUAGAUCUUCAAUUGUUGCCCGUUCUCAUAUACUUACUGAAUUUUUUUUUUUCAGUGAUUGUAUGAUAUAUCAGAUAAAUUUAUGAAAUAUGACGUCAAGGGCGUCCCAUCAAUUAGGCGGAUGAUGUGUCACAAUUUUUUUCUUUCCAAUUGCUGAGUACCGACCGGUUCUAUACA